Molecule: messenger RNA, 2713 nt
Organism: Dipodomys spectabilis (banner-tailed kangaroo rat)
Lineage: Eukaryota; Metazoa; Chordata; Mammalia; Rodentia; Heteromyidae
Gene: Pus10
Product: pseudouridine synthase 10
Exons: 18
Coding region: 383-1972 (529 amino acids)
Biological process (GO): tRNA pseudouridine synthesis
Molecular function (GO): RNA binding; pseudouridine synthase activity
Source: RefSeq, a predicted model, not a curated record
UGCCCGCGGCGCGGUCGAGCCCACAGACAGGGUGGGGUGUGCCCACGACCGCACACCCGGAGGUUCGUACAGAUCUCCCUACAAAUAGGGAGACGUUCGCCAGUCCUCGCUGGAGGGGGCCUGGUACUUUCGUUCCAAAGCUCGGGUUUCCUCGGGGAGCAGAAUUGCUAGGCGCACCGAGUGCGUGGCCUUUAGUCUUCCCCGUUCCCUCCGAGGGCCGGAAGGGUUAAAUCCCUGGGUCCCGGCAUCUCCGGAGCAGGUGAGACGGGGAGGUCUGAGCAGACGGGUUCGGGCCCCGCCGUGGGAGAGUUGCAGCGGAAGGAGAUCGUUGUCGAGACCGCGGGAGCGGCCUUGUGGGCCGGAAGAGUUAUAAUUAUCAAGUAUGUUUCCAUUGACUGAAGAAAACAAACUUGUGGCCCACUUGUUGCUCAGUUCUGGAACCUGUCCAAGAUGUAUCUUCAGAUUCUGUGGUGUGGAUUUUCAUGCACCUUACAAACUUCCAUACAAGGAGUUGCUUAGUGAUCUACAGAAAUUUCUGGAGUCUGGAAAAGAUGAAUUGGUUUUGGAAGUUCCAAACCCACCUCCCAAGAAAAUUCGGCUACAAGAACUGGAAGAUGGGGUUGAUAAUUUAAUUCGAAAUGGAGAAGGCAAUAUCUCUUAUAUUGAAGAUGGAAGCAUUGCUUCCAAGAACUCAAAUUUUAGUGUAUGCAAUGUUUGCCUUGGAAUUCUCCAAGAAUUCUGUGAAAAAGAGUUCAUUAUGAAGGUAUGCCAAAAGGUUGAAGCUUCUGGGUUUGAAUUCAACAACCUGGUAUUUUCCGUAUCCUUUCCACCACAGCUGUCUGUAAGAGAGCAUGCUGCAUGGUUGCUGGUCAAACAGGAAAUGGGAAAGCAGAGUCUGUCGCUGGGAAGAACUGAUAUAGUUCAGCUAAAAGAAGCCUACAAAUGGAUAACUCACCCCCUGUUUUCAGAGGAACUGGGCGUUCCAAUUGAUGGAAAGAGCUUGUUUGAAGUGAGUGUGGUCUUCGCUCACCCAGAAACAGUUGAGGACUGCCACUUCCUUGGUACAAUUUGCCCAGAUUGUUUCAAGCCAGCCAAAAACAAACAGUCGGUAUUCACUAGAAUGGCAGUUAUGAAAGCUUUGAAUAAGAUAACAGAAGAAGAUUUCCGAAAGCAGUUUCCUUGUCCUCCGGAGUCACCAAAGACUAUGUGCACUGUUCUUGAGAUUGAAUGUGCUCAUGGUGCUGUUUUUGUGGCUGGGAGAUAUAAUAAAUACUCAAGGAAUCUACCACAAACUCCCUGGAUAAUUGAUGGAGAAAGGAAGCUGGAAUCUUCAGUGGAAGAAUUAAUUUCAGAUCAUUUGUUGACGGUGUUCAAAGCAGAGAGUUUUAAUUUCUCAUCCUCUGGAAGAGAAGAUGUAGAUGUGAGAACAUUAGGAAAUGGAAGGCCCUUUGCAAUUGAGCUGGUGAAUCCUCAUAGAAUACAUUUCACUUCACAAGAAAUUAAGGAGCUUCAGCAGAAAAUUAAUAAGUCAUCUGACAAAAUCCAAGUACGUGAUUUGCAGCUUGUUACAAGAGAGGCAAUAGGACAUAUGAAAGAAGGUGAAGAAGAAAAGACCAAGACCUAUAGUGCCUUAAUAUGGACAAAUAGACCAAUACAGAAGAAAGACACUGAAUUCCUAAAUGAUAUCAAGGACUUAAAGAUUGACCAGAAAACACCUCUGCGGGUCCUCCACCGAAGGCCUUUAGCUGUGCGAACUCGUGUCAUCCACUCCAUGGAGGCGCACUACAUGGAUGAGCAUCAUUUUCGCCUCUACCUGAAGACUCAAGCUGGAACCUAUAUUAAAGAGUUUGUGCACGGAGAUUUUGGGAGGACCAAACCAAACAUUGGCUCUCUGAUGAAUGUGACUGCAGACAUUCUUGAGCUGGAUGUGGAGUCUGUAGAUGUUGACUGGCCACCUGCUCUGGAUGAUUGACUUAAUUUUGAACACGACAAAGAGAUUUCCUGUCAUAAUGUGGACAUCCUGGAAAAUGGCUGUUGACCCUCCAUAACGGUGUCUUGGAAACCAUUUAGAUCAUGUUGAUCUGUUUUAAAAUCUGUUAUAACAUCUCAGGAUUUACAUAUAUGUAUAUUUUGUGUUGAAUUGUUCUAAGAAUGUCUUAAAAUUUUUCUCAUUCUCUCUCCCACAAAUCAAACUAUGAGUAAUGAAACCAUUUCCUCUUAAUUCACUCAAAGAGGUACUCACAAAAUACUCUGUUGAUCUCAGAAAUUGUAAUUUCUCUCAGCAAGAUUUCUUCCACAGGAGAUAUACUACCUUUAAAAAUCAUGUUCCAAAAAAUUUUAAAUUACCUGAAUUAAAGUUACCAUCAGAUUUAUGAAACAUAAUCUAUAAUAUUCUGAAAUACAAAGUUCAAACCUGACAUCAUUAAUUUUUUUACCUGAUAAGCUUCAAGGAAGCUGUUACCAAUGAGAGUACUUUGGGGUAUAAUCUGUCACAAAUCUUAAUAACUUCAGGUUACUAUUUUGGUAUGCUAAAAUGGUCUGUACAUUUCUCCUGUGGAGAGAAAGUGAACCUUAGGAAUUGAGGAGUACCUUGCUAAGAGAUAGUCAUAAAUCUCUUAAAUAAGGAAAACAAGUGCCUUUGAUAACUUUUGUCUCAGAGUUGAGAAUUUGAGAUACUAAACAAAGAGAAAUUGGAAUCAUUUUGAAGUGGAAA